Molecule: messenger RNA, 1163 nt
Organism: Mya arenaria
Lineage: Eukaryota; Metazoa; Mollusca; Bivalvia; Myida; Myidae
Product: macrophage mannose receptor 1-like
Exons: 9
Coding region: 62-1096 (344 amino acids)
Molecular function (GO): signaling receptor activity
Source: RefSeq, a predicted model, not a curated record
AUUUUGAUUGGAAGUCUUGCACAUCAGUUAUCGCGCGAUUCGCAAAGUAAGGAGCGUCACAAUGGAGGUAAACACAGUUUUCAUAGUUCUGGCCGGACUGGUUUCACUAAGUGAGGCAAUGACGACCGCCGCCGCUACAUACGGUUGUGGCAAGACUGCCUACACCCACGCAGCAGCGAACAACGGUGUCCUCUUUGCCAUCGAUCAGACCUGCUACGAGCUUAUUAAGACACACCACCCCUGGCAGAGAUCUGAGGACGACUGUGUAUCCCGGGGUGGUCAUCUGGCCCAUAUCGAAAACGCCCAGCAGCAAGACAGGAUCUUCCAGGUGGUGACGGCUUACCAUGGAGAUAAUGUAUGGAUUGGACUGAACGAUAAAACUACGGAGGAGACGUUUGAGUGGAGUUCUGGUGAUGCUGUGACGUACACUAACUGGGUAGCUGACAGACUGAACCCUGACUUCCACUACAACGAGGACUGCGUGGCAAUGUCGUUCAAGGACCAGGGCAAAUGGGAAGACGUCUUCUGUACACUUGCGCACUCAUAUGCCUACGUAUGUGAAUACGACGCGGUUGCUGGCGUUUCCAUGGAUCACACAACUCUUCUCCCCGCUGCUGCCCUUAUGUCAGACGGAGACAGCAGCUUGUGCCCAUCUCACCUUGCCACCAGUACUCGCCAUCUUUUGGCCCAGUACGAGCAAAGCUGCUACGAACUCCUCCUGUCCACCAGCUCCUGGACGCGCGCGGAAACCACGUGCACCCACGCCGGUGGCAAGGUCCUCCUUAUUGACAACGCCAAUGAGCAGAACUACAUUGAGGGUUUCUUGAAGAGACACCAUCAGACUGACUCUGUGUGGCUGGACAUCAGUGACAGAAACAUUGAAGGCACCUUCGAGACAUCGGCUGGCACCGCACCGGUCUACACCAACUGGAAGCCCAACUACUUCAGCGCCAACCUACACUCUAGAGAGGAUUGUGUGGCCAUGUUCCCGACCGUUAAUGGCACGUGGGACGAUAUAUCAUGCACGUCAUCACACCACGUUGUCUGUGAAUACGGUCUCGCCACAGUCAUGCCGGGAGUUAUCGUACUUGGAUAGAUGCAUUUGAAUUGGGCCGAGUAAAAACAAUGACAUAAAUUUACGCUUAAUAAAAACAAGAAAUGAA